This is a messenger RNA of Motacilla alba alba, 1363 nucleotides long. Its product is annotated as D-dopachrome decarboxylase. The transcript is spliced from 3 exons. Gene Ontology annotation, molecular function: phenylpyruvate tautomerase activity. Lineage: Eukaryota; Metazoa; Chordata; Aves; Passeriformes; Motacillidae. The record is from RefSeq and is a predicted model, not a curated record. The coding region runs from base 66 to 422 and encodes 118 amino acids.
CUGGGCGGCUCCGGGGGCCGGCCGGGCAGAGGCGGUGCAGGCCGCGGGGCAGCAGCAGCAGCGCCAUGCCGUUCCUGGAGCUGGACACCAGCCUGCCGGCCGAGCGGCUGCCGCCGGGGCUGGCGCAGACCCUGUGCGCCGCCGCCGCCGACAUCCUGGGCAAACCGGCCGAGCGGGUGAACGUGACGGUGCGGAGCGGGCUGCCCAUGGUGCUGUCGGGCUCGGCCGAGCCCUGCGCCCAGCUGGCGGUCUCGUCCAUCGGCGUGGUGGGCACGGCGGAGCAGAACAAGGCACACAGCGCCCGCUUCUUCGAUGUCCUGACGGCGCAGCUGGGCCUGGGCCCCGAUCGGAUUGUCAUCCGCUUUUACCCACUGGAGCCCUGGCAGAUUGGCAAGAACAGGACAGUCAUGACAUUCCUGUGAUCCUUGGAGCAGCUGCUGGAACAAAGCCAUCGUGAAGGCAACCCAGAGAUGAUCAGCUCUGUCUGUCUGCUUGUUUCCUCUUGUGAUCAAAUCUGUGUAGUUCGAUCACUUUUGUCUUUGCAUCCUGUACACACAAAGCUCAAGAGUGAGGCAAUCAACUGAUUUUACUGAAAUAGUUCAAAGUCUUUGUCUCAAGCUCAGGCCUAGACAAAGCUGCUUGUAGCAGUAAAAAGUUUAAUUCUAGAACAUUUGGCUUUACUGAGGACCAUAGAGGUUCUGAGGUUUAUCUAUUUUUUUCUCAUAAUUUGCAAGGCAGAAAAAAUCCUUUUUUCUGUUUCUCUGUGGCAACAGAAGGGUCUCAGGCCAAUGAAGAUGACCUGGAAGUCAAAUUCUUUUCUUUUUCAGGCUCCCCUAAAAGCCCUUUCUGGAAAGAGAGGUGAUUAUUGGGAGAGAAGUUUAGGCAUUGAAGGCUCAUGUCAGAUCUUGUGCUCUGUGCUCUGCCCUUGCCACCUCCUGUGACUGCUCCUACAAAGUGUUGCUUGUUCACAAAGUUUCCAGGGCUCAAUGUCUGUCUGCUGUUAGCAGUGGCUGGAAGAGAGAGUCACUUCUGAAGACCUGCACUGUGCCACCAGAAAAUAUUAAAAUAUUUUGAAGUUUCUGCUACUGCCAUCUUUAAUUCUUGUUAUUCACUGUUUGCUCAGAGUCCUUUUCCUUGCUGUUAUGGGGAGUUUUGGGAUGAUCGAGCAUCUCACUGUGAUCUGUGGCUGAUGGAUCUGGCUCAGUGUCCCUGCAGAGAAGUGUUUUGGGUUUUUAGGACCCAUAUACUCCCUCACUUCUUAACUAGAGUACACAGGGCAUUUCAUUAUAACAAAAGCAGGGUACUUUUUGUGUACAAUGUUGCCUCUGCCUUCUGCUGCUAAUAAAAUAAUUUAUCAGUUCCC